AUGUAUUACAAUAAGAAAUAUCGUGAUCAUUUCUGUCGUGGGAGUGGUACGAUAUCAGUAGAGCUCCGAAAGUUUGAUAACAAUGACAAAUGGUGUGAUUGGACAAGUGAUUGUGAUUUGAACAUGUACUUCUGUAUGGACACUCCUAAUGGGGACAAUAAUAUAAAUACGUGCCCUUAUGGGAAGAUUGUGAUUUCGAUGCCGGAUGAGCAGAGUGACAUAACAUUCGGGACCACUUUGGGUGGAUCGCAAGCCAAUCCUAUGCUAUUUUCCUUCCAGAAAUGGCCGGGUGGAUUCAAGUUCAAGGUGGACAUCUAUGAUCGUGAUAGUUCUAUAGAGUUCAUGGACUACCUCUCUCAGCAGCUGUCGGGUCAACCCAGUCCUAACCUUGCCUCGGCUAGCGGGACGCUGGUGGAGCCAUCAGGGACCUACGAAGGAAUGGCGUUGAAAUUCCAGUACAAGAUUUAUUGCGAUGCUGAUUACUACGGUACGGACUGCGGUACCUACUGUCAGGCGCGAGAUGAUGCUACCAAUGGUCAUUAUAGCUGUAAGGCUGACGGAAGUAAACAGUGUAUUGUAGGUUGGACUGGCACGGACUGCAAGGCGAGUACGGAUGAAUGCGGCUUCUUUAAUCCUUGCCAGAGCGGGGCAACCUGCGUCGACGGACACCUCAGCUUUACGUGCCAGUGUCCUGCUGGAUUCACGGGUGUCACAUGCUCUUCUAACAUCGAUGACUGUGCGUCAACGCCCUGUCAGAAUGCAGCAACGUGUACGGACCUUGUGAACAGCUAUAGUUGUAGCUGUGCAUCUGGAUUCACAGGAUUACAUUGCGAGACCGACAUUGACGAAUGUCAGUCGGGACCAUGUAAGAAUGGAGGGAAUUGCACAGACAUGGUCAGCAGCUAUAGUUGUGAUUGUGCCCCUGGAUUUACUGGAGUUCACUGUGAUACUGAGAUUGAUAAGUGCCAGUCUGGACCAUGUCAAAAUGGAGGGAAUUGUACGGAUUUGUUUGGCAGUUACAGUUGUGUUUGUGAGCCUGGGUAUUCUGGUGUGAGCUGUGAAUUUGACAUCAACGACUGUCAGUGUGCACCAUGUCUAAAUGGUGCUAACUGUACUGAUCUACCCAAUGGCUUUACAUGUGUCUGUCCACCAGGAUUCGAUGGCACAACGUGUGAGAGGAGCUUAACCACUUUAUCAAUGUCAUCGAAAGUGUCCUAUCCAUCUAAUCACCAAAACUCAACUACCUCCGUGCCUGCUCAGUCCGAGACCACAACACUGAUGAGCAACAUGACAUACACUACUACUCCAUAUCCGAACUUGAACACAACAGCAAUUGGAAAUACCACCGUCAUGUUUAACAUGACAUAUUCUACCAGCCUUCCUUUUAUGAAUUCUACUGGAUCUGAAAACACGAGGUCCAAUGAUGAUAUGACGCAGUCAACCACUUCGUAUUCAAGUGUACCCACUUCAGAGGUUCCUAUGACAACCUUUGCUUCGACAAGCCCAACUUCAAUGAACCUCACUGACUCAACAGUUGUUCAAAUGACUUCUGCUAGCUUUGGCCCAAUGAACUCAACUAGCUCGACCGUGGCUCCAUUGACUUCAACUGGACCUGGUCAAAUGAACUCAACUAGCUCUGGUUCAAUGAACUCAACUAGCUCGACCGUGGCUUCAAUGACUUCCACUGGCCCUGGUCCAAUAAACUCAACUAGCUCGACCAUGGCUCCAAUGACUUCAACUAGCUCUGGUUCAAUGAACUCAACUAGCUCGACCAUGGCUCCGAUGACUUCAACUAGCUCUGGUUCAAUGAACUCAACUAGAUCGACCAUGGCUUCAAUGACAUCAACUGGCCCUGGUCAAAUGAACUCAACUAGCUCGACCAUGGCUCCAAUGACUUCAACAAGCUCUGGCCCAAUGAACUCAACGAGCUCGACCAUGGUUUCAAUGACUUCAACUAGCUCUGGUUCAAUGAACUCAACUAGCUCGACCAUCGCUCCAAUGACUUCAACUAGCUCUGGUUCAAUGAACUCAACUAGCUCCACCAUGGCUCCAACAAAUUCAACUAGCUCUGGUCCAAUGAACUCAACUAGCUCGACCAUGGCUCCAAUCACUUCAACUGGCCCUGGUCAAAUGAACUCAACUAGCUCAACCAUGGCUCCAAUGACUUCAACAAGCUCUGGUCAAAUGAACUCAACCAGCUUGACCAUGGCUCCAACAAAUUCAACUAGCUCUGGUUCAAUGAACUCAACUAGCUCGACCAUGGCUCCAAUGACUUCAACUAGCUCUGGUCAAAUGAACUCAACUAGCUCGACCAUGGCUCCAAUGACUUCAACAAGCUCUGGUCAAAUGAACUCAACUAGCUCGACCAUGGCUCCAAUGACUUCAACUGGCUCUGGUCCAAUGAACUCAACUAGCUCGACCAUGGCUCCAAUGACUUCAACUAGCUCUGGUCCAAUGAACUCAACUAGCUCGACCAUGGCUCCGAUGACUUCAACUAGCUCGAACAUGGCUCCAAUGACUUCAACAAGCUCUGGUCAAAUGAACUCAACUAGCUCGACCAUGGCUCCAAUGACUUCAACUAGCUCUGGUCAAAUGAACUCAACUAGCUCGACCAUGGCUCCAAUGACUUCAACAAGCUCUGGUCAAAUGAACUCAACUAGCUCGACCAUGGCUCCAAUGACUUCAACUGGCUCUGGUCCAAUGAACUCAACUAGCUCGACCAUGGCUCCAAUGACUUCAACUAGCUCUGGUCCAAUGAACUCAACUAGCUCGACCAUGGCUCCGAUGACUUCAACUAGCUCGAACAUGGCUCCAAUGACUUCAACAAGCUCUGGUCAAAUGAACUCAACCAGCUUGACCAUGGCUCCAACAAAUUCAACUAGCUCUGGUUCAAUGAACUCAACUAGCUCGACCAUGGCUCCAAUGACUUCAACUAGCUCUGGUCAAAUGAACUCAACUAGCUCGACCAUGGCUCCAAUGACUUCAACAAGCUCUGGUCAAAUGAACUCAACUAGCUCGACCAUGGCUCCAAUGACUUCAACUGGCUCUGGUCCAAUGAACUCAACUAGCUCGACCAUGGCUCCAAUGACUUCAACUGGCUCUGGUCCAAUGAACUCAACUAGCUCGACCAUGGCUCCAAUGACUUCAACAAGCUCUGGUUCAAUGAACUCAACUCGCUCGACCAUGGCUUCAAUGACUUCAACAAGCUCUGGUCAAAUGAACUCAACUAGCUCGACCAUGGCUCCAAUGAACUCAACUAGCUCGACCAUGGCUCCAAUGACUUCAACUGGCUCUGGUCCAAUGAACUCAAUUAGCUCGACCAUGGCUCCAAUGACUUCAACUAGCUCUGGUCCAAUUAAUUCAACUAGCUCGACCAUGGCUCCAAUGACUUCAACUAGCUCGAACAUGGCUCCAAUUACUUCAACUAGCUCUGGUCCAAUGAACUCAACUAGCUCGACCUUGGCUCCAAUGGCUUCAACUAGCUCUGGUCCAAUGAACUCAACUGGCUCGACCAUGGCUCCAAUGACUUCAACAAGCUCUGGUCAAAUGAACUCAACUAGCUCGACCAUGCUCGACCAUGGCUCCAAUGACUUCAACAGGCUCUGGUCCAAUGAACUCAACUGGCUCGACCAUGGCUCCAAUGACUUCAACAAGCUCUGGUCAAAUGAACUCAACUAG
Molecule: messenger RNA, 3678 nt
Organism: Lineus longissimus
Lineage: Eukaryota; Metazoa; Nemertea; Pilidiophora; Heteronemertea; Lineidae
Product: mucin-5AC-like
Exons: 7
Coding region: 1-3678 (1225 amino acids)
Biological process (GO): cell communication
Cellular component (GO): membrane
Molecular function (GO): Notch binding; calcium ion binding
Source: RefSeq, a predicted model, not a curated record